UUGCCGCGCAUUUAUGUAAAGUCAUAACACACAAGACUUGAUUGAAAUGUGUAGUUUAUGUUGAAGCAACAAUAUUUGUUUUCGAAAUGUUAUUGAGGUCUUCUUACUUAGUAUUGCAAAAUAGUUCCGUCUGCUGUACAACGAACGUAAUACGUCACUUGCAAUGCCGAUCGCCACUCCAUGCCGCAGGACUGGUUGGUCAAUGUACGAAAUGGAAAGUACAAAAAACUCAAACACCUCUGACCCGCUUUUCACACCAACUUAGAACAUUCCAUAGUAGCCCGAUUCGAAAUCGCAAGAACGACCUACAGAAAUACACACAGAAAGCAAAAAGAUGGAUUUUUGAUGCCCAGGUUCAACUUGACAAGCUGGUUGAGUCUGUUUCACCUUCAGCUAAAAAAAUAAUGGAUAACCUCGUUGCAGGUUUUCGACAUGAGUGGGCGAAUAUUCAAUCUUAUUGGAAAAUAUCGAAAAGGAAAUACAACCAUCCUGGAAGUUACAUCAGCUAUAGAGAAGAAAUGACAAUCUAUAAUUUAAACCAGGAUGGCAUCAAAGCUGCGCCACUUUUACCGAUCGCCGUGUUACCAAUGGGAUUCUUCCUUAUACUGAUACCAGUGUACUUUUUUCCACGUCUUGUUCUGCCCCAAACAUUUUGGUCGAAACAUCAACGAUAUAAAUUUCUUUCACAAAUCCAUCGCAGUAGAAUUCUUGACUAUGGUGUCAUCAUUCAUCAUCUUAACUAUCAUAAACUGAACUCUGAUCAAAACACCAAAUAUGCUCUUGAAGGAAUUUGCAACUCACUAGCAGGCGGCAAUAUUCCCUCAAAUUCUGACAUGUUAAACAACUUGAAACCUUUAUGCAAGCUACACGAUGGGCCGUGUAAUGUGGAUCAUAUGGUGUACGUUUUAUUGCGUGCGUUUUGUCGUACAAUCAUGGUUUCAACGUAUCAACCUCCAUCAUGGCUCAAAUAUCGCUUGAGGAAAAAUGCCUCGCUCGUCAUCAGUUUGGAUCACAAAUUAAGGAGAGAAGGCUUACUUAACAAUCUGAGCAGUUUGGAACUAUCUACGGCAUCGAUGAUGAGGGGUAUUGACGGUGCAGAGUUGUCGAGGGAAGCUCAACUAUAUUGGUUAAACAACUGGCUUCAAAUAACUAAAACAUGUGAUGACGACGAUGCUUGGUUUGUCCUUCACGCAAUGGUUCUAAUGUCGUACAACUACAGCGAGCUUAAGUACCAGCGACGAGCGUUUGGUUGAAAGUUGUUGAACCAACAUUAAGUAAACGACGGCAACAAAGUUUCCAGGAAUAAAACCCGAACGGGGUGUUUUUAUUUAUUGCAAUUUUCAUGAGGUUUCUAAUACACCAAAUCUAUAUUA
Messenger RNA from Ciona intestinalis (vase tunicate), 1373 nucleotides. NCBI's taxonomy places the organism in Eukaryota, Metazoa, Chordata, Ascidiacea, Phlebobranchia, Cionidae. The record is from RefSeq and is a predicted model, not a curated record.